Molecule: messenger RNA, 1676 nt
Organism: Solanum dulcamara
Lineage: Eukaryota; Viridiplantae; Streptophyta; Magnoliopsida; Solanales; Solanaceae
Product: protein trichome birefringence-like 31
Exons: 5
Coding region: 228-1475 (415 amino acids)
Cellular component (GO): Golgi apparatus
Molecular function (GO): O-acetyltransferase activity
Source: RefSeq, a predicted model, not a curated record
AAAAAAGUCAUGAAAGUUUUCUUCACCUCUUAAUAAGUAAAAUUUAAGUGGCAUGACAUGGACACCCUAUUUAAAUCUUUUUAGGCUCUUGAUGUACCUAACUCACUAUAUCACCAACCAGUAGUUGCAUAGUAAUACUUUCAAAUUAUGCUUAAAUUACAAGGCAUUUAUUUCCUCCUAUUUUACACUAUGCUUAAUCUUGAUUCUACUCCCACUAGCCCACCAAUAUGACAACCCAACCCCCACAGGAUCGUAGGAUCCUUUUCCUUUUUCCUCUUGCAUUAAUCUCUCUUUUUCUUCUUGGAACUGUGAGAUUUUUACUUGAUAACUUGAAAAAUAACCAAUUCCAAUUUCUAUGGCAAUCAAAUUUUUCUAGUCAAAAUAAGUUUCUUAGAGUGCCAAUAAAUGUUUCUGAAAAUGAGAUCAUUGAAGAAAGUUGCAAUGUAUUUGAAGGAAAUUGGGUUUGGGACAAUGUAACAUAUCCACUUUAUGAAGAAGAGACCUGUCCUUAUUUGGUCAAACAAGUUACUUGUCAAAGAAAUGGAAGGCCUGAUUCUUUUUAUCAGAAUUGGAGAUGGCAGCCUCAUGGUUGUAAUUUGCCAAGGUUUAAUGCUAUGAAAAUGCUGGAGAUGUUGAGAGACAAAAGGCUCAUGUUUAUUGGAGACUCCAUACAGCGAGGCAUGUUUGAGUCAAUGGUCUGUCUUGUUCAAUCAGUAAUUGCAGAUGGUGACCAUUCCAUUGAAAGAGUUCCUCCCAGAAAGAUUUUCAGAAUUGAGGAAUUUAACACAUGGAUUGAGUAUUACUGGGCUCCUUUCAUGGUUGAAUCCAUAUCAGAUCAUGCAACUAAUCAUACUGUAAUGAAGCGACUAGUUAAGCUUGACUCUGUUGAAAAGCAUCGCAAGCUUUGGGAAGGAGUUGAUAUCUUGGUUUUUGAAAGCUAUGUGUGGUGGAUGCAUAAACCAUUCAUCAAUGCAACAUAUGGCUCUCCUGAAAAUGUUCGAGAAUAUAACGUAACAACAGCAUAUAAAUUGGCAUUAGAAACUUGGGCAAAUUGGAUAGAAUCAAACAUUAAUCCUCAAAAGCAAAAGGUCUUCUUUGCAACCAUGUCCCCAACACAUUUAUGGAACUGGGAGUGGAAAGGUGGAAUUGACGGAAACUGCUUUAACGAGACACAACCAAUCCAAGGACCCUACUGGGGAACUGGUUCAAAUCUUGAAAUCAUGUCAAUCUUGAAAGAUGUCAUUGAAAAACUGCAAGUUAAUGUGCGUUUGCUGAAUAUUACUCAGUUGUCUGAGUACAGAAAAGAUGGUCACACUUCAGUUUUUGGUGAACGGCGAGGUAAACUCUUGACUAAAGAACAAAGAUCAGAGCCAAAGACUUAUGCUGAUUGCAUACACUGGUGCUUACCAGGAGUACCUGAUACAUGGAAUCAGUUGUUAUAUGCAAUUUUGUUGCAAGAUUACCGUAAUCAUUGAUAAAAAAUUUUGCUUAGUUGUUCCAUUUAUGAACCUCUGUUUUAGUAAAUGACUUUCUUUUCAUUCGUCUUACAAUUUAUGGACCUUUUAGACCACGGUCUAAAAAUCUCUUUUCAACAAACUGAAUCUUAUGAUUAGAUGUUAGACUUUAGUUUAAGAUUUUGUAAGACUGAGCAACAUAUGAACAAACAUUAGACUCGA